AACGGAUCCGGAUUCCGGCCCAGGACCCGCACAGAACCACAAACCAAAGAAUAUUAAACCAGUUUCCUCGGCAAGCAGCUUGGCCAAAUCCACCGCUUCUAGAAACUCCCGAAACCAGAAUUCUUACUCGUCCAGCGAGCUCCAAGCCAGCAUUUCCGUCGAAGGUAGGAGAAAAAGAAAAACGAUAAUGGCUUUGCAGUGGAUGAUCCUGGCUUACGUGGUGGCAGCGGAGGUGGUCCUCGUCUCGCUGUUGACGAUCCCGGCGCCAAAGCUACUCAAGAACCAGCUGGUCUCUCUCGUCUCAUUAAUCCUCCAGCCGGCGAUGUUCAUCGUCCCAUUUGCCGGAUUUCAGCUCCUCGAUAUUUACUGGAAGAAUGAGCAUCGGUUGGUAUGCACGUCGGAGAUUUGCACCGCCACUGAGCGGGAUCGUUACGAGAAAACUGUAUGCCAUUCUUUCUCUUCCCGUUUUAAUUCGUAAAAUUGACUGAUUGAUUGAUUGCUUUUUUGUUUGCUUUGUGGAGGCCUUUUGCCUCUAGCAUAGAGGAAUUUCGAUAGAUAAUUAGGACGGGAGCGAUUAGAAUGAUGCUGUAAAGCUUUUAGAUGUCGAGGGAAUUUGGAUGUAGAACUGGAGAGGUAAGGAUUACUUGUGCUGAUGUUGAACUUGGUCAUAGUAAGGAACGGAGCCCUUAAUUCCCAAGGCCGAGGGUAUGAGUAGAUGUGCAAACUGAUGGACUCAUUAGCCCAUCCCAUCCGUCACUGAGGCGCUCGAACUCCCGUUGAUAAUAGCGGGGAGUUCCGAUUUGUCGGAUUUGAGUCAGAGCUAGCAGUUAGCUAGUAUCUGUAGGAAGCGUAGGAUUGAACUGGUGUUGCUUGAGAAUGUCGAAUACCUGGCGGAGAUGAUCUAUAUGGGAAUCCCGAUCCUUGCUGUAGAUGAGGAUAUCAUCGAAGAAAACGAUCGCAUGGAUGGGAUGGGCUAAUGAGCCCAUCACAAACACUAGAUUGGAGUUGGCAACUCAGCUCUUUGUGGUUUCAUGUUGCGUCCGUUGUAUGUUGAUUGUUGUCAAUAGGCUGGUGGCAGAAAUCAGCAGAGUUGUGGUAUUGAUGUAAGAAGGGAAAAGAAAACUUAGGUUGUAGGGUAUAUGUUCUAAGAGCCUCUCUCGCACAAAAGGAUAGUUUUACUGUGUACAUUAGAGCAUACACUGGAGCGUUUUGGAUGAUUGUGGACAAUUAGUAGCUCGUCAACCUCGUAAGACUGUUGUUGUCAACUAGAUUCAACCUUGCUCCAAAAUCCCAUGGUCUUGGGUGAGCAUUACAACUACAAGUCACUCAGAUCAGUAGAUUUACUAUCUGGUUGCUGAACAAGAAUAACUAGUGAGUUACGUAGUCUAUUAUGAACAUGAUAACCCUUGGAUAGAGGCUUUCAUGUCUCCCUGUGCACUGAAUACGUCUUGAUGACGGCGUUGAGGAAUCUUUAUUCGCUACUGAGGCUGUUCUAGUUCUGCAGUCAUAUCUAGGAUUUGACAGAGCUUAAAGCAUAAAGUAACUGAAGGUGGCAGAUUAGGCAGUGGUUAUCCAGCAGUUUUUCUUGUAAAUAUCUUCUACAUUUCGGCGUCAUCUGGUGAGCCUUAUCUGAUAUUGGGAGAGUCUGAAAUUGGUGUAACUAUUGAGCAUUAUACAGUUGGUGCUCCCUGCAGUUCUUAAAUUAAAAAACUUUGUAUCUAGUCUCUCAUAUGAAUUGGCCUCAGUUGACUCCCGACUCAAUUAAGCUGUGAUAAUAUGCUUACUUUGAAUUCUAAUUCUUAUCAUUAAUGUCUCCUCUCUCUUUGGAUUAUUGUUCUGGACUUUUUUGUCAUGUUGAUGAUGAUAAGACCAUCGUUGUUUUGUUAUUAUGCCGUGCAGAUGUACAAAUCUCAGAGGAAUGUAGUUCUUUGUGCUGCAGCUUGCAUGUUGUACUGGUGUCUUUAUCGUAUAUGCAAGUACCACAAGGAGAUCCAGAGGUUGGAGGAAGUGGAGAAGAGGGCCAAGGAGGAGUAGAGUUUUGCCAUGUUUUUUACUGCCAUUUGUAUCGAACAGAAUCUCCUUUGAUUAAUUAUCUGUAGUUGUAAUAGUAUCUAAGAAGCGGUUAUUUUUCACACUUGUUAUGGACAUAUAUGAGAUUAUUAGAUACAAAGACCCACUUUCUAUCUAUUGUACUGGAUUUUGCCCUUGUUGUUGUGUGUGGGUGAGUUCGCCCUUUUCCCCCAGGCCUGACUCCAAUGAUAAAAGCACUUGGAAUGGUUAUAUCGUUCACCAAUGACUAGAUGAAUUCGCAAUAAUAAGAUAUGUUACGAUGUAUCGUAUCAUUGUUCUGGAUUUUUCGUUUUAUUAUUUCAUUCGCG
Molecule: messenger RNA, 2378 nt
Organism: Linum tenue
Lineage: Eukaryota; Viridiplantae; Streptophyta; Magnoliopsida; Malpighiales; Linaceae
Source: the annotation of a GenBank genome assembly